CUACGAUGCUCUAUUUACCUUUCUUUACACAUCAUUUCAUUGUGCAGUGCAAUUACAUCUGCUUUGAGUUGAUGUUCUGUUUGCCUGUUGCAGAGUGCUGUGUCAAGUUCAGAAUUUAUGUAAAUUUAAAAGAGUUGUAACUAACUACUACACACUUGGUGAUGAACAAAUACAUGCAUUUCACUUCUUGUGAUAGGAAGGCUUACAAUGCUCUCUUCCAUAGCAAUCUUGUCAUCCAGCUUCUGCUCAGCAGGGAUUCAAGAUUCAUCCAAUUGUGUUUCAGUUAAAACUUACUCAUCCGAAGGUUCUUCUGUUCUCAUCUUCAGCCAGCACCGCGGUUCGUCAACUUGUUGUCUCAGCACGAGGUCGUCCGUAUCGUUUACCUUCAUAUUGAUGGCAUUGCCCGCUGGAUUCUAUAUUUAUCCCAGCCAUCCGACCCCCAUCGCCAGGCAGACCCUGGCAUCGGCUAACUAACCCUGGCGCUGCAAGGUGAAACUCUUUCAUAAAUACCAAUUUAGGUUAGAUGCCAGGCCGUUAGCUCGGCUGGUUGGUGACAAAGACCAACUCCAUGCUGCUUGGGUUAGUUACGAUGUAACUUAUGUAUGCUCUGCUCUUGUCCGCCAACACCCGGACACGAGACGUGUGUGUGGGAACACGCGGAGGCGUCAACACUUCUUUCAAGAGUGGUCUCUUGGAUAAAAUGAAGGCCAAGCACCCCGGUGAUAACCAAAUGGAUACAGACCAACAUGCAGACAAGCUCUCUGCGGAAUCAUGCCUGGGCUGUGCACAGACGGGUAUCGUGAGACGAGCUUGCUGUUACGAUUUGAGUUCGUCAAUUUUGAGACGCCAAUGAUCAGCCACCCCUAGAUCGAGCUAGUAUCCCGACUAAACGGGCCAGGCUUUUUCGGGGGUGUUUCCUGGGCUUCAUCACCCGAUUCGGCGCCCAUGCUUGGGAAGGAAGCCUCGAACACUUGGGCACCACAUCAUGGUUAUCGCAUACAGCAGCUAUGUACUACUGUACCUUGGUAUCAUGGUUUGGCGCAUGGCCUCAAAUGAUCGGAACGCCGAGCAAAUCGCGAUCUUCGUAGGUUGACCGCCCUUGAACUUAUCGUCGACGGAGAAAGUGGGAAUGACAAGUCUAUUACGAUGAACCCGAGGAGGUUUGAUACCUUUUUUCAAUACUAUUGAGGCCUAGCCAAACAGGCUAAACAAGCUCACAACCCAUACAUACACCGUAAACGAACAACGAGAAAGAAUCAUGAUGAUGCACCCACAAGGUCCGAGUUGCGACGGGGACACGAGGCGGGGCGGGCUGCGCUUGUUCAACAGCAAAGGGAGAAUGAUUUUUUUUCCUCGGAGAAGAACUCUGUCGCAGAAACUGCGACGGUAAUGGGUUCUUAUAAGUCAAAGGAUCGCCGAUCUCACCGACUCCUUGCAGACUGAAGGUCAGCGAUUUACUGUUCCAGUGACACAGGAGCUCUGGGUUGGGUCUCCGGAAGGGAGAUCCCUCAUCCUUUUCUUUUCAUGAUUAAAAAACAUUUUUCUCGGUGCCCUCCGUGGUUGAGCAUUUUUAUUUUCUGCUUUUGCUUCAUGGCGUCGCUCGUGCCAUUCAUAUGUCUACUAUUAUUCCUAAGUAAUACUUUCCAAUCGGCCCAUGCCGUGGAGCCAUUGGUUAACUUAGGUUAUGUCGAAUACAAGGGAGUGGAAAACCCUGGAGGGGUCACUCAAUGGCUUGGAAUGCGAUAUGCUGCACCUCCGCUGGGGAAUCUUCGAUUCUCAGCACCUGAGGAUCCAGUGAAAGAAAAAAAGAAACAACGUGCAGAUAAAUUUGGCCAUAGCUGCCUAGCAACUAGAUCCGUGCCACGGAAACAUACUUCAGAAGACUGCCUUUUUAUCAAUGUUUAUGGUCCAUCGAACUCUAAAUCGGACUCUAAACUCCCUGUUUAUUUUUAUAUUCAGGGUGGUGGCUUCAAUGCUAACGCCGGUGCGCGUCUCAACGGUACCGGCCUCGUAGAGGCCUCGGGCAUGAAUAUUAUCGUUGUGACUUUCAACUAUCGUGUUGGGCUUUAUGGAUUCCUUGCAAGCAAGGAGAUCAGGGAAAAGGCCAGUCUUAACAAUGGCCUGAAAGACCAAAUGAAGGCUCUUGAAUGGGUUAACAAACAUAUUAAACAGUUCGGUGGAGAUCCUGGCCAUGUCACAAUCGGCGGGGAUAGUGCUGGUGCGGCUUCUGUAUACUAUUUGCUCAGUGCUUUCGGAGGUAGAGGGGUCAACACUUUCCACGCGGCAGCGGCAGGUUCCCCUUCAUUUGGGACACAGCUUAAUAUCCGAGAAAGCCAGUAUAUGUAUGACAAUCUCGUCAAGAAUACGAAAUGCACAGGCAAAGAUUCCCUUGCUUGUCUCCGCAAGGUUGAUGUGAAGAGAAUGCAAAAACUUGACCAGCGUUAUCCGCUCCCUGGCGGCAUUAGCCCACCACUGUUCAUGUACAGUCCAACCGUCGACGGCUAUUUAAUUCAGGACUAUACCUACAAGCUUUUCGCGAGAGGCCAGUUCAAAAAAGUCCCCAUGAUAUUCGGCGCAGACAAUAACGAAGGUACCGUUUUCGUCCCCAGAAACACAAGCAGCUUCAAAGAAUCCGACACUUUCCUGAAAAACCAAUUCCCAGCCAUGAAGAAAAAGCACUUCCGUAAGAUCCAUGAACUUUACCCAAAGACCAACGACGUGUUUCCCGAAGCCAAAAGAAAAUAUGGCCCAUACUGGCGCCAGGGAAGCAACGCCUACGGCGAAAUGCGAUACAACUGCCCCGCUAUCAUCCUCACCGUUGCAGGUAGCAUGCACGGCGAUCCGAGUAAAGUAUGGAAUUUUCACUAUGACGUUGAGGACCCUCCGGCUAUGAAAAACGGCAUUGGAGUCCCUCACACGGCUCACAUGGCGGCCAUAUGGGGCCCAAAGUACGCCUACGGACCCGGCUCAUAUAGGGGCAAAGGAGUUAAUGCGCCUAUUGUGCCCGUUGUGCAAGGGUACUGGACAAGUUUUAUACGCAGCUAUGAUCCAAAUAUACAUCGAGUCAAGGGCAGCCCUGUGUGGGGAACUGUUACGACGGCGAAGACUGGGAAAGCGCUGCACCAACUGUACGUCAAAACACGCAAGACGAAGACAAGGCUUAUCGAUAAGAAGCAAAUAGAGAGAUGCGAGUAUCUGCUUCGUGUUGGGGCGGAGGAGCUUAAAAUGUGACAUAUACCUGGAGGGUGACCUCUUCUUGUGUGUUUUAUUAGCUUUGGUUUGUUUCAUCUACAUUUCUUGUUUUAGAUUGCGGUGGCGCCGGGAGAAUUGUGGUUCUUUUCUGCUUCAUCUUAUUCCAUUGGCUUUUUGCGACAUUUAGGGCCCGUUUUAGAGAUGUCUGUCGCAUCUGAUUUGGUGUAUAGAUACCCAAGAUCGACGGAGUUAUGGAAAAGAAUAACAGAUGUUGUUUAGUUCAUCACGUUUCAAACAUUACAAACCUCGCGCCGUUUCAUUUUUAUAUACGCCCCUUGAACUCUAAAAUGGCCGUAGCCGCAUCCACAACCGUAGUCCCUAAAACAGUACAUUGAAGAAAGAAAAUAUAUAGUUAGGUAUAUAGAUGUAAUCAAAAGUAAAAAUGAACGAAAAA
Blastomyces dermatitidis ER-3 is the source of this 3646-nucleotide messenger RNA. Its product is annotated as cholinesterase. The transcript has 5 exons. Bases 1525 to 3231 code for a protein of 568 amino acids. The record is from RefSeq and is a predicted model, not a curated record. NCBI's taxonomy places the organism in Eukaryota, Fungi, Ascomycota, Eurotiomycetes, Onygenales, Ajellomycetaceae.